ACUCCCACCCGGCUGGAGCGAUGGCACGGUCUAUACAUGGCCCCUCCUCCACCCUACCAUCAUCUAUACGAUGGACCCCUCUCCCCUCGCACUCCUAAGUGCCGAGUUCAACCGCGUCCCCGGUUACGUCCACGAUCUCGGCGGCCCGGUCAUGUUCUGGGAUCUCCCCUACGACUACUGCCAGUUCAGCCAUCCGAGGAGUGAUGGCCGCCCCAUCCGUGAGAUCUUUGGCCAUCCCAGCGGCGGUCAUUACUCCUCGGUGCGCACGUUCUUGGUGCACGUCGUGCACAUCAUGCGCCUGGGUGGCCGCACGCUCGCUCAAUGCCCUUGCGUGCUUUGCAGACCCCCUGUCCGCAAGCCUGUUAAGAAGAAGGCUGGUCCUGCUUCUGGCAACAAGGGAGGUCCUGCUGGCCGUAAGGGUAGAGCCAAGAAGAUUGGUGCUGCUCCUGCUGCUACCAAGAGGGCUCCUAGAGCCACUGCCCCUCGCGCAGCCAAGGCCUAGUUGAGCCAUGUAUAAAUAGGGAAAGACCCGGGGCUUGUCGCAGCGACAGCUCACAUUAUUGUAAUACUACCACCAAAAUCAAUUUCCUUGUACCACCGUC
Aureobasidium pullulans EXF-150 is the source of this 602-nucleotide messenger RNA. RefSeq lists its product as uncharacterized. Lineage: Eukaryota; Fungi; Ascomycota; Dothideomycetes; Dothideales; Saccotheciaceae. The record is from RefSeq and is a predicted model, not a curated record. Bases 71 to 502 code for a protein of 143 amino acids. The transcript is spliced from 3 exons.